Molecule: messenger RNA, 10480 nt
Organism: Sarcophilus harrisii (Tasmanian devil)
Lineage: Eukaryota; Metazoa; Chordata; Mammalia; Dasyuromorphia; Dasyuridae
Gene: MAP2
Product: microtubule associated protein 2
Exons: 17
Coding region: 402-6629 (2075 amino acids)
Biological process (GO): microtubule cytoskeleton organization; neuron projection development
Cellular component (GO): neuron projection
Molecular function (GO): microtubule binding
Source: RefSeq, a predicted model, not a curated record
UUAUAGAACUGACUCCUGGGGACACACUUGGUUGGAUGCAAUUAAAAUGCCUGUCAGGCAUUUGAUACCAGAAGCCCCUUGACAAACUGCUAAAUCUGCCAGCAACGCAGCAUCCUAUUGUGAGUGAAUGAUGGCGGAGCUGGGUGGCUUGUCAUCAUUCUCGAAAAUUCUGUGGCUACUGAGCUCUCUCUUCCUCUCCCACUCGCCUUAUUUUCCUUUUCGCCACUGCAGGGACUUUUUCUAAUUUGCAGUUUUCAUUUUCCCGACACACAUAGACACAAGCUGGCGGCUUGCAGACUGCGUCUGUCUAGAGGUAGACAGCAAACCAAAGGAUAAUAACACUGGAGAAGAAUGAUUUUGCAGCAGUACUUGAAGAAUAGAAUUUGGGGGUCUUGCUGCAUAUGCGCCGAUUCUACAGCCGGUUGUCAUUAACACAGGAUACAUUGAUUGGAAACUACUCAUUCAGAAAAUUAAAAGGAGAGGUCACAAAGGAGAAAAGAAUGGCAGAUGACCGGAAAGAUGAAGCUAAAGCACCUCACUGGACAUCAAGUCAACUGGCAGAGGCAUCUUCCCACCCACAUUCACCUGAGCUUAAGGAACAAGCAGGAGCAGGGGAUGGAAUAGUCCGAAGCGCCAAUGGAUUUCCAUACAGAGAAGAAGAAGAAAGUGGCUAUGGAGAUCAUGGGCAACAGGGUACCUGUUCAAGAACCAAAGAGAAUGGGAUUAAUGGAGAGCUCACCUCAGCUGAAAGGGAAACAGCAGAGGAAGUAUCUGCAAGAAUAGUCCAAGUAGUAACUGCGGAAGCUGUUGCAGUCCUCAAAGGUGAACAAGAAAAAGAAGCCCAGCAUAAAGACCAACCUGCAGGACUCCCUAUAGCAGUUGAAGAGUCUGCUAAUCUGCCUCCCUCUCCACCUCCAUCACCAGCCUCUGAACAGACUGGAACAGUGGAGGAAGAUGAAGGGGCUGAGGAUAAAGUGGGACCUCUGCCUGCCACCAGCGGGGAGAGGCGUAAGCUCCUAGCCCCCUCCAUUUCAGUGUCUGUGCCUGAUGAUGACCCUUACAAUUCAGAUGAGGAGUACUAUGAGCACCCCUUGUUCAGCUCAGAGUGGACUGACUGUAGUAUGCUCCCCAGUGCCACCACGCAGAUGGCAGAGACCCUGUUGAGCCAUGACAAAGAAGAAACGAUAGAGGGUCCAAUGGCUGAGGAGGUGAAACCUGCUGCUCUUCCUGAAAAAGAAUGGGGCAAAGAGUGUGGUCCCGCUAAGCCCUCAGACCAACCAAUGGACCUCAGUGAGGUCCAAGUGGAUUCUAUUUCGAAAGUCAAAAUAGUUCCAGAAGAAAGUGUUUCCCCUGGGGGACCACUUGAGAAAAGUACAAAAGUGGUCCAGGAAGUGUCUCUGGAUAUAAAAACACCUUUCUCUGCUGAGGAAGAUUUACUUACAGCCUCGAAGAUGGAGUUCCAUGAACAACAGGGCACUGGCCCUCUCACAGGUGAACCAUUAGACAAGAAGGAAAAGGAAUCUGAGAAAGGAAGUAAGCCUGCUGAACUGCCUAAACAUGAUGCCUUAGUUGCCCAGCCAGCACCACCUAUAGAUAAAAAGGACAUACAUCACAGAGAAGAUGAAAAGGUACCUCUUACCCCAUUCGCACAGACUUUUGGGGAAGAGCUAGAGUACAUGCAGCAGAAAAGUGAACCAAUUGCUGCAGCACUUGAUGUGGAUUUUCCUACAGAGACUGUACUUCAGAAAGAGCAAAAAGACUUGUCCAUUGAAGUACCCAAGGAUGAAUGGAGUACAUAUAGUCAAUUAUCUCCUGAACCUCUCACACCCAUGAAAGAAAACUAUGAAGUUCAAGAAAUCCCAAAAUGGGAUGGGAAAAAACUAGAUUCUCCAAGACCAACACCCUUUGGAAGUAUGAGCUUUUCUUUACCUUCUGAACCUAAGGCUGAUUUGUCAGAUGCCACAAAAGAUAAACUUGAGUCCAAAGCACUACCCUCAACAACAGAGGCACUGAAGCCAGAAGAUAAAAAACCUGAAGAGGUUAGCAGCUCACAGAUUGCCAAAGAGAUUCCAAAAGAUGAACAAAUCCAUAUGGAAAAAACCUUAAAAGCAGAGGAAACAACUGCUUCAAUGGAAAUUUCAUCAUCUGUAAAAGCUGAAAAGCCAACUGUGUCAGAAAGUCCUAUUAAGAAAAUUUCCAGUGUUGGAGAAGAAAAAGAUGUAAUAAAGCAAGAAAGUGAGCAGAAAAAAGAGCCUUGUACAUUCAAUGGACAGAAGUCUACUUUAUUUGACAGUGAACUUUAUCCAAAACCAGAAGAGAAAAAUGUCAUUCCUGAAAAGAAAACCCUGUUAAAAGAAAGUGAACCCCAGAAGAUAGAUGAAGAGAUGGACAUCAGCAGUGUGUCAACAGAGAAAACAUUCCAAAAAGAAGAAAAGAAAGACCAAAAAAUUCCCACUGAUGAUUUAAGUCGAGAUUCAUUUUCUGAAGGCAUAGAGCAAGUCCUCUCAGGUGCAGCCACAACGUCAAAAAUGUUGGAUAAAACCCCUGAUGAACUAGGUCUCCUCAGUGAAAAGAGUGCAUCCAAAGAACUGUUUCGAGAGGAAAUUGUUGACAAGGACAUGGAGGUCCACAGAACGGGGGCUGCAUCCUCUCUUGAUUAUAACAGGCAGCUGGACGAAGACAAAUCCGGAAUGUCAAAGUACUUUGAAACCUCCACAUUGAAAGAAGAAACCACAAAGAACAUCCAGUCUGGUAGUGAUUACUAUGAAUUGAGUGACACAAAAGAAAGUGUCUAUGAAUCCUAUGAUACAGUUUCACCUAUACAUAAAAGUUCUGAAAAGGAAUUUUACCCAGAAAAAGAGCAGCAACCCGCUCCCGUUUUAGAGGGGGGAUACAGUACCCUUGCACAGAGCUAUCCAGCUGAUCUACCUGAAGAGCCUAGUUCUCCCCAAGAAAGAAUGUUCACCAUUGAUCCAAAAGUUUAUGGAGAAAAAAGGGACCUCCACAGUAAAAAUAAGGAUGAUUUGACUCUAAGCCGGAGUUUAGGACUUGGUGGUAGAUCUGCAAUAGAACAAAGAAGCAUGUCAAUCAAUUUACCCAUGUCUUGCCUGGAUUCCAUAGCACUUGGGUUUAAUUUUGGCCGGGGACAUGAUCUCUCUCCACUAGCUUCUGAUAUUCUCACUAAUACCAGUGGGAGCAUGGAUGAAGGGGAUGAUUACCUUCCAGCCACAACUCCUGCCUUAGAGAAAGCUCCUUGUUUCCCAAUAGAAAGCAAAGAAGAAGAACAAUUGGAGGAAGAGAAAGUGACCAGAGCAGAUAAUAUCCAGGUAGAAUCAUUGUGUGAAUCACCUUUCCUGGCCAAAGAUUAUUAUAAAAAUGGGUCCGUGAUGGCCCCUGACUUGCCCGAAAUGUUGGAUCUAGCAGGCACAAGAUCCAGGUUAGCCUCUAUGAGUGCAGAUGCUGAGGUGGCAAGAAGGAAAUCAGUACCAUCUGAGACACUACUUGAAGAGAGCAGCACUGGCUUGGCCACUCCAACUGAUGAAAACCAUGUUGCCACAAAAGCAGACAGUCAACUUGAGGAUCUGGGUUACUGUGUUUUCAAUAAAUACACAGUUCCUCUACCAUCACCUGUCCAGGACAGUGAUAAUCUAUCAGGUGAAAGUGGCUCCUUUUAUGAUGGUUCUGAUGACAAGAUCCGAAGAGAUUUGGCCACUGAUCUUUCAUUAAUCGAAGUGAAAUUGGCAGCAGCUGGAAGAGUCAAAGAAGAAUUCAGUAGUGAAGGAGAGCUAGCCCAGCCCAUCUCUGAGGAUAGGUCAGGUCUUGGUAAAGAGCUUGAUCAUGAAAGGAAAAGUAAUGAUAAAUUGGAUACUGUGCUAGAAAAGAGUGAAGAACACAUUGAAUCCAAAGAAAUACUGCUUCUGGUAGAAAAAGAAUACCCCAAAAAAGCAGAGGGAGUGGAUAAAGUGGAAGCAUUUGGAACAGGAAUGACCUUUGAACAAGUAUUUGGGAAAGAGCCCAUCAAACCAAAAGAAACUUCUAUUUUCACAAGUGAACAGGCAGAAAAGAGUCUUAGUUCAGUGCCAGAGGUGACUGAGGCGGAAUCAUCCCCAAAAGCAGACCAUGGAUUGGAUGCUGAUGCCAAGAAAGUUGAGCAGAGUCAACCUGAAGCUAAGAUCAGUGACUUUGGGCAGGCUGCUUUAGGAAUGGUAGGAGAUACCGAGAAAGGAACAGAACCUCAUAUCCAGGCUGUUCAACCAGACAGGACCCAUACAGCCAAACCCCCUGAGGGAGACACAUUUCCCAGUACUGAGCCCAGUCACCUGAAAGAGAGCAGCAAGGUUUCUGAGACAGAAGUCAAAGAAAAAGUGCCCAAGCCUGACCUGGUGCAUCAGGAAGCAGUAGAUAAGGAAGAAUCCUAUGAGUCAAGUGGAGAACAUGAUCACACUCCUGAGAGUCUGACUAUGGAAUCUUUGAAAGCUGAUGAGAGCAAGAAAGAAGUGGCCCCAGAAGUAACUGUACUGCAGGAAGACAUCCCAGUGAAAUUGCCAGCAGAAGAGCCUCCAGCAGUAAGUGAUUUAAAGAGUUAUGUAGUACAGACCGAGGGGCCUGAUAUCCAGAUGGAGCAAGUUCAGCAGCCAAAAGAAGAUGUCAAGGAAACUCCAGACAUCUCCAUCACUCCCUCAGAAGUCAUUGAACCAUUGCUACAAGGGAUUGUAUCUGAACCAGAGGAGACUCAGAGGGAAGAAGAGGAAGAAAUAGAAGCCCGAGGAGAAUAUGAUAAACUACUUUUCCACUCAGAAACUCUCCAGAUAACAGACUUGAGCGUUCCAGCUGUCAAAGAAGAAUUGGUGGAGUUGGGUGCAGCUGAGAUGCCUGAGUACAAGGGAGUAAUUGAGUCAGUGGUGACCAUUGAGGAUGACUUCAUCACCGUAGUGCAAACCACAACAGAUGAAGGAGAAACUGGUUCCCACAGUGUGCGUUUUGCUGCCCUCGAGCAGCCAGAAAGUAGAGCCUCUCCUCCUGAAGAAGAGCAAGAAGAAGAAGUACAAAUAGAGAAGUCUGCAGAAGCAGUUGGAGAACCUAAGGAAGGAUCCCCUGAGGCCCCUGCUUCUCCAGAAAAGGAAGAAAUUGGCUUUUCUGAAUACAAGACAGAAACGUAUGAUGAUUACAAAGAUGAAACAACCAUCGAUGACUCCAUCAUGGAUGCUGACAGCCUCUGGGUGGAUACUCAAGAUGAUGAUAGAAGCAUCAUGACAGAGCAGUUAGAGACUGUUCCUAAAGAAGAAAAAGCAGAGAAGGAAGUUCGGAGACCAUCUCUCGAUAAACAUAGGAAAGAAAAACCCUUUAAAACUGGGAGAGGCAGAAUUUCCACUCCUGAAAGAAAAGUAGCUAAAAAGGAACCUAGCACAGUCUCCAGAGAUGAAGUGAGAAGGAAAAAAGCAGUUUAUAAGAAGGCUGAACUUGGUAAAAAAACAGAAGUUCAGGCCCACUCUCCUUCCAGGAAAAUCAUUUUAAAACCUGCUAUCAAAUAUACUAGACCAACUCAUCUCUCCUGUGUUAAGCGGAAAACGACAGCAGCAGGUGGAGAAACUAACCAGGCUUCUGGUGUAUAUAAACAAGCAAAGGAUAAAUUCACGGAUGGUGUAAGCAAGAGCCCUGAAAAGCGCUCCUCUCUGCCCAGGCCUUCUUCCAUCCUUCCUACUCGAAGAGGGGUAUCAGGAGACAGAGAUGAGAAUUCCUUCUCCCUCAAUACUUCUAUGUCUGCUUCAGUUCGACGAACCACUAGGUCAGAACCAAUUCGCAGAACAGGAAAAAGUGGUACAUCAACACCCACCACUCCGGGCUCCACUGCCAUCACUCCUGGUACACCACCCAGCUAUUCCUCCCGUACUCCAGGCACUCCUGGUACCCCUAGUUACCCCAGAACCCCACACACACCAGGAACUCCCAAAUCUGGUAUCCUGGUACCCACUGAGAAAAAGGUUGCCAUUAUACGUACUCCUCCAAAAUCUCCAGCUACCCCUAAACAACUACGGCUUAUUAAUCAACCGCUGCCUGACCUGAAGAACGUAAGGUCCAAAAUUGGAUCCACAGACAACAUCAGAUAUCAACCUAAAGGUGGACAGGUUAGGAUUUUAAACAAGAAGAUGGAUUUUAGCGAGGUUCAAUCCAGAUGUGGUUCCAAGGAUAACAUCAAACAUUCUGCAGGGGGAGGAAAUAUACAAAUUGUUACCAAGAAGAUUGACCUAAGUCAUGUGACAUCCAAAUGUGGUUCCCUAAAGAACAUCCGUCAUAGGCCAGGUGGUGGCCGUGUGAAAAUUGAAAGCGUGAAGCUGGAUUUCAAAGAAAAGGCACAAGCUAAAGUGGGUUCACUUGACAAUGCCCACCAUAUACCUGGAGGUGGUAAUGUCAAGAUUGACAGCCAAAAAUUGAACUUCAGAGAACAUGCUAAGGCUCGCGUAGACCAUGGUGCUGAGAUCAUCACACAAUCUCCGGGCAGAUCCAGUGUGGCUUCACCCCGGCGACUCAGCAAUGUCUCCUCAUCUGGAAGCAUCAACCUGCUUGAAUCCCCCCAGCUUGCCACUUUGGCUGAAGAUGUCACUGCUGCCCUUGCUAAGCAGGGCUUAUGAAUCUGUAUCAUUUAACACUGAAUGAAGUAAUGCUAUUUAGUCAUGAGUUCUUGGCAGGAGCGGGCUCAGAGCAGGUGUUAUAUUCAAUCCUUACAAAUUCUAAAAUAAAUCUUAUCCCAAGAUUGUGGUAACCAAUUAUGAUAAAAAUAAUUCCCCAAAUUUAAAUAUGUGCAGAAAUUGACCUGAUUUUCCUUUGCAGCAAGAAGACUCAUUGGCUUUACAUGAGUACAAUUGCAACAUAUUCCAUUGGAUGAUUCUUGUUGCUCUGCUCUGUCUUGCAUGGAGUAUUAUGAUAAAAAUGCAUUUUUACCUUUCAUGUGCCUGAAGGCCAUCCACUAUUUUCUGAAGAGCCUCGUUAAUAUCCAAGCUGCUCAUUUCACUGGUUUGUUUGUGGGCAACAAAGGUUGUCCUUUUGUAACUUAUUACAGGUUAAAUUAAACUGAGUCUGGUUACAAGAUGAGAAGAACAUAUAAGAAAAAAACAAGUUUUAAAAAAGUGUUAUUUUGUAUAAAUGGGAAGAAAGAUUCAAUUAAGUUAUUAACAUUUGGGGCCUGGAUAAUUAAAUCAGUGUAUAGGUGAUUCUGAUAAAUUAUUUAACUAAUUAAAAAAGUAGUUGAAGAACACUUGAACUGUAUUUUUGAGGAAGUGAUAUAAAAGAGCAGCUAUUAGUCAUGGAGCACUUCCACAACUAUGGACUUGUGUCUGAUUAGGAUGUCAGUUAAUUGGCUAGAUUUGUGUCCACACUACAAGUUUCACAUCCUUUCCAUCUGUUUGAUACAGUAUUAUAGAUAUACAUAUAUAUAUACAUAUAUAUAUUUCUCUGUGGCCAUUUGUGAUACUCCCUCAUAUACUUGAAUAUUAUACUUUAUUAUUCACAGUAUCUGUGUCUCUUGCACCCUUUGGUGUUGAAAUUUUAGGUAUGUGAAAGUAGAUGUUAGCAGGGUUUUUUCCCUAUUAAAAAAAAACACAAAACAUUUAAAAAGAGAAAAACUGUUAGCAUGAAAUUGCUUUCUGUAACAAUUAAAAGCCGUGCCCCUGUUAUAGUGCCAGAUACAAGUCUCUUCUGUAAUGCUAGAAUUUUUAUUUUCCUUAUCUGUUUCUCUUCACCAACAUAGAGUUUUCUGGGAAGGUCUGGAUAUAUGUAAAAGAAUCAAAAAACUGUUGGUUUGAGAUUCUGGAAUUUUUUUAAAUUAAGAAGUAAUUUGGGUUUUACUCCUAUAAUUACGAGAUGAUGGCCUCUUUUAUUUAUUUACUUUUUUUUUCAUUUGCUAAAGUUGAAUCCAGGAAAGUGAAUUUGAGAAAUUCCUCUCCUCAGGAUGUCAUCUCCUUGCUAAAUUAGAUAUACUAUCAGAGGUGGCCACCCAUUGAAAUAGAACAUUUGUCCACAUACCAAAAAAGCAAAGAUGCUUUCAAUUAGAAGAAUUUUUUUUAAGCGUACAUAGAAGCAAAAAGUGGAGAUCCAGUGUCCGAUUUGAUGGAUAUCCUUCAGGACUCUGUAUAACACGGAAUCAACUUUUAAUUUAAAAAUACUACAGCUUAGGAUGAUUUCUCAAGUAAGAGCUGUUCUAAUGUUUUCUAUAGUAAGCUUGUCUAGAAAUCAGGAAAGAACUAAUUCAAAUCAUAAAUUUUUGAUUUUUAAGCUCAUUGACAAAUAUUUUCCAUGGUCCAUUUCUGAGCUGUCCCUAAAUAGGGCCAGAGAGAUUGAUAUGUUUAUGGAAUCUCUUUGCUAUUUUAAGUGUUCUUAAGAUCUCUCAUUUUAGUGACUGAGCUAAAAGAGUGUGGAAGUUAGAUAGUGAAGUUUGUUGUUUCUUUUGAACUAAUUCAGUUCCAACACUUGAGAGUGAUAGUAGAGGGAGAGAAUGCGUGUGGACUUCAGCAACAUUUUAGUGUGGAUCAUCUAACAAAAAUCCAAAGGGUGAAGAGACAGAGAGCUACAUGGAUAGUGUAAUGACCCAUCAGAUAUAGUCAUUAAUGUGAAUUCCCCAAGGGGAAAACCCUAGAAAUAGAAAGAAUCCCUCCUUCAUUAGUUUUCAAAAGAGCUUUUAUCCACUUCCAAUCCUGUCUAACACUGUCUAUCAGUCAGUUGUUUAAUGCAAAUGUUGUAAAUUUAGAAACUGAGUGGGACAAUGGGUUUCUAAUUUCUGCCUUGUAAUUGCUAAGCAGAGUUUGCUUAAACUAACCCUGGCAUUUACACAGAAAUAUUUCCUGGUGUAGAGCAUCAAAGUCCUUAAUGUUGCACAAGCAGGAAAACCAGUAGUGUGGAACACCUUGCUCUGACUCUGUACCACCAAGUGCAAAAGAAGUUGCCAGUAUUUUUCUUACACCUUUUGAUAGUGUUAGCUAGCAACUAAGGUGCUGUGGAACAUUCAUUUGACAGAAAUUGAAUACCAUCCGGUCAGGAUAGCAUUUAACCUGUGACCCAAGUAUUUUUUAGAUCUGCUUUUAAAUUACAAACAAGCUCCGAAAACAAACAAAAACAACUCAGGAUGGUAAAGUUUAGUUACCUACAUAUAAAAGUCCAGAGUUAGUUUAGUGGAAGACAUUUGAGUCAUUUCUCGUCCAGUGCUAGCAUGUUUUUCAGAACAAGUAAAUUGCCUUGCUCAGAAGGAAUCAUGAUUCUUUGUAAAAACCAACAAAAAGAAACACAUUUUGCUGACUCAAGGGAAACACACAGGUUAAGUUACAGGGCUCUAGAAGCCCCUUUAAAAAAGCCAAGCCUUUUCUUCACUCUCAAGAACACUUCAACAUAAGCUUUGCAAACAAAUACUAACAAGGAAUACAGUGCAUCUAGUGGUCUAGAAGUCAACUAAAAAAACUUCUGAUUCUAGAUCUUCUAUAUGCAGUUUUACUCUGGCUUUGGCUACUGAGAAUCAGUCUCACUGUAACUUUAAGUAAUCCAGAUCCAUGAAGAGUUAUAAGGCCAAUGUUCACAAAAGAACCAACUCUCUCUGGAAUCAUCUGCAACUGAGAAACAUUUAAAUUACAAUGAUCCAGAUUCAUGAAGAGUUUUAAAGGCCAUGUUCACUUGAACCAACUCUCUCUGGAUUCACCUGCAGUGUUAGCAGGAUGAUGGGCUCCAGCCCCAUCCACAGCAAAAUCCCUGUAUAGGUGAGUUAGCAAGGAUGUGAAAAGGACUGGACAGAAAAAAAUUGAAGGAAGUUAGGAAAAUGCAAAGGCAGUCAGUCUACAGAUACCUAUGAUAGACUUUACAUUUUUUUCCUACUAGGUACACAGGAAACGAUAUAUUAAGAACCAAAUAAUAUUACAUUAGUAUUAAUGUAGUGAUGUUCCUCAUAUUUUAUUCCAACACCACUGAAAAUAUAAACUUUUUUUUUCUUUCAUACCAGAAGAAAGAGAAAAUGGAAUAAUUAGCCUUUAAGUGACAGAAAAAAAGAGUUUCUGCUUGAAAGUAGAUUCAUAAUAUUGGAGACAGAUUCCAUAUAUUCCUUCAAAACAUGGAUAUUUCAACUUAAUUCCAUGUUUGUGUUUAAAAUUAUACAGACAGGAUUCUAGCCUAGGUGAGUAAGGUGGAGCAAUUCCCUCUACAACAAAGCUGCCUAUUUUCAAACUCAAAAAAAAAAGCUUAAUCAUAACAAUUCACUUCAACUUUAGCAAAGAGGAAAAAAAACCAAGCAAAAAAUGCACACCCAGUGUGCCCGGAUUCCAAUUGUUAAAACAUACCUUACAAAUCUAUGGGGUUUUUUUUUCUGAGAAUUCUAGAGCCUGUUACCAUAGAGAGGCAUUUCUUCAGUGGCUGGUGGUAGUUAGUUCAUGUUUUUUCAAUCAGAUUUGCAAUUGUAUUUGUUGCUGAAUAGUGAUUGUUUUGCAAAAUAAAAUUGCUUGUCAUCUAA